UGUGGGAUGUCGGUUUAUGGAGAAGUCAAGAUGGCUGUGAACCUCAGGCAGAGCAAAGAGCCUGCUGUACGAAGGCCGUUAAUGAAGUUUUGAAUAAAAUAUCCCGUUUAGACUUAAACCAACGUGCUAUUGAAGGUGUAACCAUCUCGUGGAGGACUUGAUACAAACACAGACAGCAACAGGAUAAGAAACAACUGAGGAUAAAGUGUCGUAUGAAUUCCGACGAGAAGGAGGACUGUGAGUGUGCGCCACUACAGGCCGAGACUAGCCUCGCAGAAGGAACACAUAGAGAAUACGAGGAGCCUGAAAUAGAAAACCCAGAAGCAAGCCGAAUGAAGCGAGCAGCUGCCAAACAUCUAAUAGAGCGCUACUACCACCAGUUAACCGAGGGCUGUGGGAAUGAGUCGUGCUCCAACUCAUGGUGUGCCUCAUCAGUCGGUUUCAACCGCAUGGAUAACAACGCAGCGGCCGUCAAAGCGCUGGAGCUCUACAAGGUCAACGCGAAGCUAUGUGACACCCACCCCUCAAAGAAAGUCACUGCCUCAGCCCACCUGGAGAGUAGCGCUCACAGCAACUCAGCCUGCAGCAACAGCCAGUUGAACCAUAAAGAUUCCCACUCUGUCCGGGACAAUUUCAAAGAUGUGAAUUACCUGACAGAAGAGAAAGUGUACGAGAUUUUGGACCUCUGUGGAGAGCAGGAAGAUUACUCGCCUCUGAUCCGGGUAAUAGGCCGGGUGUUCUCCAGUGCUGAGGGCCUGGUGCAGAGCUUCCGGAGAUCCAAACCUCACACCAAGGAGGAGCUCAAGUCCCUUCAAGGUAAGGAUGAGGACAAGGAUGAGGAUGAGAAGGAGGCCGCAGCCUGCUCUGCUACAGCUAUGGAGGAAGACUCCCCUGCCUCCUCUUCAUCAGCCAGGCUCGGCGAGGGCUCCUCAGGGGAAAACGAAGUCCAAAGGCUGUCCCCUGACGAGCUGUCGGUGGACAUUGACGCUGUGCGGCGGGUUUACGAGCGGCUGCUUUCCAAUGAGAAGAUAGAAGCCGCCUUCCUGAAUGCGCUGGUUUACCUCUCACCCAACGUAGAGUGCGACCUGACGUACCACAACGUGUACUCACGAGACCAAAACUACCUGAACCUGUUUGUUAUAGUGAUGGAGAACAGCAACCUCCACAGCCCGGAGUACCUGGAGAUCGCCCUGCCACAGUUCUGCAAGGCGAUGAGUAAACUCCCCCUGCCAGCCCAGGCCAAGCUGGCAGGCUUGUGGUCGCACUACAGCGCAGAGCAGAUCCGACGCAUGGUGGAGACCUUCCAGCAGCUCAUCACCUACAAGGUGAUCAGUAACGAGUUCAACAGCCGCAACCUGGUCAACGACGACGACGCAGUGGUGGCAUCCACCAAGUGCUUGAAGAUUGUCUACUAUGCAAACGUGCUCGGCGGCGACCUGGACAUGGAGCACAACGAGGACGAGGACGAGGAGCCCAUCCCAGAGUCCAGCGAGCUCACUCUGCAGGAGCUGCUGGGGGAGGAGCGGCGGAACAAGAAGGGCCCCCGGGUGGACCCCCUGGAGACAGAGCUGGGGAUCCGCACCAACGACUGUCGGAAGCCGCUCAUUUCCUUCGAGGAGUUUGUCAACGAGCCUCUGAACGAGGUGCUGGAGAUGGACAAGGACUACACUUUCUUUAAGGUUGAAACUGAAAAUAAGUUCUCCUUUAUGACAUGCCCUUUCAUUCUGAAUGCCGUCACAAAGAACCUGGGUCUGUAUUACGACAACCGCAUCCGCAUGUACAGCGAGCGGCGCAUCACUGUGCUCUACAGCCUGGUCCAGGGUCAGCAGCUCAACCCCUAUCUGAGGCUCAAAGUGCGCCGAGACCACAUCAUCGACGACGCGCUGGUCAGGCUGGAAAUGAUAGCAAUGGAGAAUCCUGCAGACUUGAAGAAGCAGCUGUACGUGGAGUUUGAAGGAGAGCAAGGUGUCGAUGAAGGGGGGGUCUCCAAAGAGUUCUUCCAGCUGGUGGUGGAGGAGAUCUUCAACCCAGAUAUCGGCAUGUUCAGAUACGACGAGCACACCAAAAUGUUUUGGUUCAACCCGUCAUCAUAUGAAAAUGAGGGCCAGUACACUCUGAUUGGAAUCGUUCUGGGCCUGGCCAUCUACAACAACUGUAUUCUGGAUGUCCACUUUCCUAUGGUGGUCUACAGGAAGCUGAUGGGAAAGAAAGGAACCUUCAGAGACCUGGCUGUCGCAAACCCGGUUCUGCACCAGAGUCUGAAGGAGCUGAUGGAGUACGAGGGCAGCGUGGAGGAGGACAUGAUGAUCACUUUCCAGAUUUCCCACACGGACCUGUUUGGGAACCCGCUCAUGCAUGAUUUAAGGGAAAAUGGGGACAAGAUUCCAGUCACCAAUGAAAACAGAAAGGAAUUUGUGGCUCAGUAUGCAGAGUACAUGCUGAACAAAAGCGUGGAGAAGCAGUUCAAAGCGUUCAGGAGAGGCUUCCACAUGGUCACCAACGAGUCCCCGCUCAAAUACCUGUUCAGACCGGAGGAGAUCGAGCUCCUCAUCUGUGGAAGCAGGAACCUGGACUUCCUAGCACUUGAAGAAACAACGGAGUACGAUGGCGGUUACAACAGAGAUUCUCGAAUCAUCAAGGAGUUCUGGGAGACGUUGCACUCGUUUGGGGAGGAGCAGAAGCGCUUCUUCCUGCAGUUCACCACAGGCACUGACAGAGCACCUGUGGGGGGGCUGGGCAAACUGAAGAUGAUCAUCGCCAAGAACGGCCCCGACACGGACAGGUUACCGACGUCUCACACUUGCUUUAACGUGCUGCUGCUGCCGGAGUACAGCUGCAGGGAGAAGCUGAAGGAGAGGCUGCUGAAAGCCAUCACCUAUGCCAAAGGGUUUGGCAUGCUCUGAGCCCCCCCCCAUACCCCAUCC
This is a messenger RNA of Trematomus bernacchii (emerald rockcod), 2924 nucleotides long. RefSeq names its product ubiquitin protein ligase E3A (gene ube3a). The record is from RefSeq and is a predicted model, not a curated record. Bases 213 to 2903 code for a protein of 896 amino acids. Gene Ontology annotation, molecular function: ubiquitin protein ligase activity. The transcript has 11 exons. NCBI's taxonomy places the organism in Eukaryota, Metazoa, Chordata, Actinopteri, Perciformes, Nototheniidae. Gene Ontology annotation, biological process: protein polyubiquitination; ubiquitin-dependent protein catabolic process.